AUGAGGGUGCAGAGGUUUUGUCGGGAGGUUCAGGUGCCCGAGGUGCGCUCCUUUUACAGCUUCCAAAUCCUGAUGGAGACGGUGCACUCGGAGAUGUACAGCAUGCUCAUCAACACCUACAUACGGGACCUCAAGGAAAGGGACUAUCUCUUCAAUGCCAUUCAAACGUUGCCAUGCAUCAAGCGCAAGGCCGACUGGGCGCUGCAGUGGAUAAAUGACAUCCGGUCCACCUUUGCCGAGCGAAUCGUGGCCUUCGUGGCAGUGGAGGGCAUCUUCUUCUCUGGCUCCUUCGCCGCCAUUUACUGGUUGAAGAAAAGAGGCCUCAUGCCCGGCCUCGCUUACUCCAACAAGCUCAUCAGCCGGGACGAGGGACUGCACUGCAACUUUGCCUGUCUGCUCUACAGCUACCUGUUGAAGAAGCCUUCCCAGGAUCGGGUGAAGGACAUCAUCACCAAAGCCGUUAGCAUUGAACAGGAGUUUCUGAGCGAGGCCUUACCGGUGGAUCUUAUCAGAAUCAACUCUUCCCUGAUGAAGCAGUACAUCCAAUUUGUGGCAGACCGGCUGCUCUCUGACCUGGGACUGGCCAAGGUUUACAUGUCCAAGAACCCGUUUAACUUCAUGGAGUCUAUUUCGCUAGAGGGGAAAACCAAUUUUUUUGAGAAGCGAGUGGGCGAGUACCAGAAAUUUGGAGUCAUGUCCAACAUGAUAGACUGCGAGUUCACUCUGGAUGCCGACUUCUGAAGUUACGUCUUUUUUAAAUUUAUUUAUUUCAGUCACGCAUUCAGGUUCGCAAAUACCAUCCCCUGCCCCCCCCAAAAAAUGGUAAUGUCCACC
Molecule: messenger RNA, 834 nt
Organism: Syngnathus acus (greater pipefish)
Lineage: Eukaryota; Metazoa; Chordata; Actinopteri; Syngnathiformes; Syngnathidae
Product: ribonucleoside-diphosphate reductase subunit M2 B-like
Exons: 7
Coding region: 1-741 (246 amino acids)
Biological process (GO): deoxyribonucleotide biosynthetic process
Cellular component (GO): cytosol
Molecular function (GO): ribonucleoside-diphosphate reductase activity, thioredoxin disulfide as acceptor
Source: RefSeq, a predicted model, not a curated record